GGCGCGGUUCUGGCGUAAGUUCGAUAGCUCGGCUCUCUCCAAAGCAGCAGGAGCAGCAGCGCUCGACCGAGGGUCUCCUGCGUGGCGAUGGCGGCCAAUCAACCGCCUCCUCCCAAGCCGUGGGAGAACCGGCGCCUAUCUGCUGAUGUAGGAAUCAGUCAAGUGACUAGACCUGGACAGCCCACGCUCACUCGUAUUCCGCCUCCUAUUCUGCCAAGGCCUUCACAACAGACCGGGAGCACUGCUCUGAAUACCUUCAGACCUGCAUACGGCAGCUCUUUUUCUUCAGGCUAUGGCACAUAUGGGAAUUCUUUUUAUGGAAGUUACAGCCCAUAUAAUUAUGGAUAUGGUGGCUUGGGCUACAGUCGUUUUCGAAUGGAUGAUAUUCCUACCAGUCGGUUUGUUCAGCAAGCUGAGGAAAGCAGCCGGGGUGCAUUUCAGUCCAUUGAAAGCAUAGUCCAUGCCUUUGCCUCUGUCAGCAUGAUGAUGGAUGCUACAUUUUCAGCUGUCUACAACAGUUUCCGAGCUGUAUUGGAUGUUGCCAAUCACUUUUCCAGGCUCAAAAUACAUUUUACCAAGGUGUUUUCAGCCUUUGCAUUAGUCAGAACUAUAAGGUAUUUCUACAGAUGGCUGCAGAGGUUACUGGGUAUGAGAUGGAGCUCAGAGAAUGAUGAUUUGUGGGCAGAAAGCAAAGGAACUGUGGCCUGCAUAGGUCCGGAAGAUAAGGCAGCUAACUCUGCAAAAUCCUGGCCCAUUUUCCUAUUCUUUGCUGUGGUUUUAGGCGGCCCCUACCUUAUAUGGAAACUACUAUCUACCUACAGUGAUGAUGAAACAGUUUCCAGUGACUGGGCCAGUGGAGAGGAUGAUCAUGUUGUUGGAAGAGCAGAAUAUGACUUCAAUGCUAUUUCAGAAGAAGAGAUUUCUUUCCGUGCAGGUGAAAUGUUAAAAUUGGCACCCAAAGAACGACAACCCAAGAUACGUGGCUGGCUUUUGGCCAGCCGUGAUGGUCAAACAACAGGACUCAUACCAGCUAAUUAUGUCCGAAUACUUGGUAAAAGAAAAGGGAAAAAAACCUUAGAGAUAGAGAAGAUUGCAGAGCAUCAAUCCUCAGUCAGCAAUACCUCUCUGGGUCAAGAAAGCACAACUGCUGGUGUUUUGGAAGAGCAAGAGGCUGCUUUUGAGUCUGUUUUUGUGGAAACAAACAAAACCCCUCUCAGAUCAAACUCUCCUCCUCUUAGUGGAAAUAAAGAAGAUUUUUGAUGCUUGAAGAUUUAUCAGAGCAAUUGGACUGCAUUGGACUGUACCCACCAAUAAUACUUUAGGGUAGCCAUUCAGUAGUAAGCAGCAAAACAGUUAUUGACAGUAUCCAGGUAAUGUGCUAUUCAUACCUGGUAACAUCAGUCAUAGGGAAGUUUGUCAUUGGCUGUAAACCCUCUUAGGUUCAUUGAACAUUAGGCAGUUGGGUAAAGUAUGCUAAGGUCCAUUGUGUGAUUGUAAACAUUGGUGACUAUAGAGUAAAAAUAUCAACUUCUGAUCUGAAGAAGCCAACACUAAGGCUUCAGAUAGCCUUCUAUCUUGAAGCCACUUUUGAAGUCUAAAGAAUCUUCUCCAUAUAGUAGCAUUGUGGUGUAUUGAGAAAAACUGUUUUCAGAGGUUUUGACUAUACCUUCUGUCCGUCAUUUUUGUACAACAUUUUUGUGAGAUAUAAGGAAAAUCUCUGGUUCAGAGAGAUAGCUAGCAAUAGGAAAACUUACAGGGUUGAAACUAAUGUCUCCACUAAAUAGAAACAAAUAUAUGUAAUAUGCUUAAAAAAACAAGCAAAAAGUCCAUUUAAUUGUAGUUCUAGGAUAUAUACUGAUAGAUCUCUUUUUAUAUGCUUCAUUAUGAAAGCUGGGUUUUUUAAAAAUUGCUCUAUAGCAUUGCAUUUGAAGCCUGAUGUAAUCCUCUUGAUUUGGAUUAGAAAUUACUUGUUAUAUGUUAAAUGCUAUGCUGCCACUUGUUCUUCCAGAUAAAUUAUGUGACAACUUCCCUCUAUCUUUUUACUGAAACAUGUUCUGUCAAGAAUACUUCAGAGGCUCAAGCUCAGCAUAAAUUGGCAAUAUCUGUGUGUUAAUUAUGUCAUGUCACAUGCAGUCUGAGCCUAGUGAUUGAUAAAAAUGAUAAAUACAUGUUUUUCUGUAGUUGGUUUCUUCACUUGCAAAUGCCAACUAUGUCAUUUCACUUAACAUUCUAUUUAGUAAAUCUGUAGUAAUUGCUCUAGUAAGCGUGUUGAACAUGGCUUAUGUAUCCAAAAUGUGAGGUGUUGCUUACAAAGCCAGAUUGAUUCAGUAAAAAGUCGAAUGAAGAUUAAACUUUUCCUCAUAAAAAUCACAUUAAAUACUAUACUGAGACCAUGUCAUUUGCAAUAGACAGAAUAAAAAUCUAAGUUUAUUUUGAAGAAGGUUUGAUAAGUGACAAACUAACUUCAGGGUGAAAUGUAUUGGAUGAAAUAUAUAGACUUUGGAGUUCUGUAGUGCUGAUAACUUAAAACAUUUUGAAUUUACAAUACAACAAAAUUAUACACUCAUUUUUUCUCUCUCUUAGAAUAAAUGGAUUUCCAAAUUGAAAAAUACAAAUUGACAUCCUUAAUUUUAAAUCAAAACUCUUCUACACACACUUUAUUUGCAGUUUUGCUACAAAUCUUUUUUUAAGAAUUCUAAACUGUUUUGUACCAGGUAAAUUACAGUACAGAACAAAGAACUCAGAUGAGAGUACCUUAAUGUAGAAAUAUUUUUUUCACCAUAGCAUUUAUGUUCAGUCAAUUUGCUAAGGGCCUUAAGAGUAUUUUCUUUUAUUCUUUUCAUUUAGUGAAGAAGCAAUGCAGUAAUUUCUAAUUAAAAUACUUGAAUUUCUAAUUUGAUAUGAUUAGUAGCUGAAAGCCAGAAAAAUGAAAAACUAGGAUUAGACUGAAGGUAGGUCAGGCCUGAAUAAUCAUUUGCACACAUUUUUUUAUUAUUUACACGGUUGUAGGUUUGCAUGAAACUCUGCAAUGUAAAUUGGUACCCCAGUUUUCCUCCAAAAAUAUGCUAGGAAAUUUAAGUAAAGAUAUUGACAUGGAUCUAGUACCUGAAAUCAGUUUUUCUUGCCUACUGAAACUAGCAUCUGGUGGUAAAAAAGGUAGAUUCCCGAUUGUAACUGACCUUCAAAUCAAGGUUUAAAAUAUUUGAUUUUUCUGUUAUUUUACUAUUAUAAAUGUGUUGAAUUCUAAUAAAAAGGAUUAUCCACUUUCAGUAAAAAGUCGAAUAGUCUUGAAUUUGAUAGGUUUCAUUACUUGGGAAGUUUGGGAAGUUGAAUUUGCAACCAUCAUUAUCAUAUGUGAAUUUACUUCAGUAUAGGCACUGUUUCAGCCACUGUUCGAAGUUUUGGUUGUAGCAGCACCCCUGUGGUCACAUGAUCAGAAUUUGUGCACUUAGGAAUGCAAGGGCACCGCAAGUACUCCCACCCAGCUAUCUCUCCCUCCCCCAUCCCCAUCUCUACUCUUGGCUGCUUGUCACUUUGCACUCUGUGCCCCAGCUCACCUUUUCUACCUUCUUGUUUCUGCUGCUGGCAAGGCAUAUCUGGCUUAACUGCUGGGCUGCGUGGACCUGGCUUCAUGAGGUAAAAGAGAGGAGGGAGUCCACCUUUUUCCUACACCCUUGACCUAUAUGGAGCUGGAUUCGGGCUACAAAAGGAAGAAAAGUGCAGGGCAGCCAAAAGGGCAGAGAUGGGUGAAUGGAGGGAAGUUGGAGGCAAUUCCUUAUCUUACUGAGACUUGGGGAUGGGAGGAACCAAGCCCAGAAUAGCUUGGAUUCGGAUGGGUUCUAAGCUAAUGACGAGUAAAAUUUGCUUAACAGCAAGAGGUGAUCACUAAGUGAUACAGUCACAUUAUGUCUUGUUUUAUAACCAUCCUGCUUAACGACCAAAAUUCCAGUCCCAAAUAUGGCUGUAAAUUGAGGGCUACCUAUUUAACUAACAAAGUAGCAUAUCUCUGCGUGUUAGUAUGAAUCAUAACUCUGAACCAUACUUGCUUUAGUGGAGCCAGAAUGCAAAUGUUUAUAAUGAUUUAACCCUUAGUGAAGAUUUUAUCAUGCAUUUAGAGUAACUGUGAAACAUUAAAUUCCAUUGAAUUUUGAGUACAGCCUUGUUUUCUCUUAGGAAUCUUACAUUCACAGUAAAAGUAGGAUAUCAAUUUGAAAUAAAAACCACUCUUACGACUAUAAUAUGUGCUACUAUUGGUAUUAUGUUCCACCCAUCUUUAUAUUGCAUUGGUUGCUAUAAUUGACCAUUUUUGAAACCCAAAAGGUAAUACACAAAAUAUAUUCUGAUAAAUAUACAUUUGUAUAUUCUGAUUUAGGUAAAAUAAGGCUAAUUGGGGCAUGGAAUCAUUUGAGAUGGUAUUUUACACAUCCUAAUGCAUUCUCCCACAAUGUAUUUAUCCCUUAAGAAUGUGUGUAUGCAUGUACACAGAUUCUUGAGAUGAUGAUGAUGAAUAAAAUUACAUAGUCGCUAUUAAAUGUAUGGCAUUAGAGCAAAGCGGGUUACUAUAUUAAAAGAAGAUUUAAGAUGAUAAGAUCCUGACCCCUACAGAGGGUGACUAUUAAGUCCAUAGUGGCAGACCUUCUCAGUUGUUCUCCUUUGCAAUAGCACGAUCCCAGAGAUUAAAGUAGCCCUAAUCUUGCUAAGAAUUUAGAAGACCGAUAAGACCUGGCUUUACAAGAUGAGCUUGGAGAAUAAUAUAAAUUCUGGUCCAUUUUGGAGGUAUCAUUGAUUGCUGUUUUGACUGUUUCCUUGGGGAUAUAUUGUUCAUUAUAUUUUUAAUCCAAUUAUUGUGUUUUGGCGGGUAAGCUAUUCAAAGUUACUUGCAAUUGGAAUGACAUACAGAGACAGUACAUUAAUAAAGAAUCUGAAAGUGA
Messenger RNA from Pantherophis guttatus, 4931 nucleotides. It is a transcript of the gene PEX13, whose product is annotated as peroxisomal biogenesis factor 13. Gene Ontology annotation, molecular function: protein binding. Gene Ontology annotation, biological process: protein import into peroxisome matrix, docking. Gene Ontology annotation, cellular component: peroxisome; peroxisomal membrane; peroxisomal importomer complex. The record is from RefSeq and is a predicted model, not a curated record. Lineage: Eukaryota; Metazoa; Chordata; Lepidosauria; Squamata; Colubridae.